Molecule: messenger RNA, 4343 nt
Organism: Gadus macrocephalus (Pacific cod)
Lineage: Eukaryota; Metazoa; Chordata; Actinopteri; Gadiformes; Gadidae
Product: guanine nucleotide-binding protein subunit beta-4
Exons: 8
Coding region: 81-986 (301 amino acids)
Biological process (GO): G protein-coupled receptor signaling pathway
Cellular component (GO): heterotrimeric G-protein complex; cytoplasm
Molecular function (GO): protein binding; signaling receptor complex adaptor activity
Source: RefSeq, a predicted model, not a curated record
GUGGGGAACCCACAGUCUGACGCGGCUUCCUGUGUUUUUGGCAGAUCACAGCUGGUCUAGACUCGGUGGGCCGGAUACAGAUGAGGACCCGUCGAACGCUCAGGGGCCACCUGGCUAAGAUCUAUGCAAUGCACUGGGGAAGCGACUCCAGUGACGGAAGCCCCAGGUUACUGGUAAGUGCAUCCCAGGAUGGAAAGCUCAUCAUUUGGGACAGCUACACAACAAACAAGAUGCACGCCAUCCCGCUGCGUUCUUCCUGGGUGAUGACGUGCGCCUACGCCCCCUCGGGAAACUAUGUUGCGUGCGGAGGGCUGGACAACAUCUGCUCCAUCUACAGCCUGAAGACCCGGGAGGGCAACGUGCGGGUCACCCGAGAGCUGCCCGGACACACAGGGUACCUGUCCUGCUGCCGUUUCCUGGACGACAACCAGAUUGUGACCAGCUCUGGAGACACCACCUGUGCAUUGUGGGACAUCGAGACGGGCCAGCAGGCGACCGUCUUCACGGGCCACACGGGGGACGUGAUGAGCCUGUCCCUGAGCCCCGACUUCAGGACCUUCGUGUCGGGGGCGUGCGACGCGUCCUCCAAGCUGUGGGACGUCCGGGACGGCAUGUGCAGGCAGUCCUUCACCGGCCACGUGUCCGACAUCAAUGCCGUCUGCUUCUUCCCCAACGGGAACGCCUUCUGCACGGGCUCGGACGACGCCACCUGCCGGCUGUUUGACCUGCGCGCCGACCAGGAGCUGAUGAUGUACAGCCACGACAACAUCAUCUGCGGCAUCACCUCCGUGGCCUUCUCCAAGAGCGGCCGCCUGCUGCUCGCCGGCUACGACGACUUCAACUGCAACGUGUGGGACACGCUGAAGGCGGAGCGCGCAGGUGUGUUGGCCGGACACGACAACAGGGUGAGCUGUUUAGGUGUGACCGACGACGGCAUGGCGGUGGCCACCGGCUCCUGGGACAGUUUCCUCCGAAUCUGGAACUGAGACCGGAAACAAAGAAGAAAACACACAUCCAUUCUCUCUUCCUCGCCUGUAAAUCGCUCCAUCCCGACGUCCCCCCCCCCCCCCCCACCACCACCCUUCCCCCCCCCCCCCCCCCCCCCCCACCACCACCCGACCCCCCCCCCCCCCCCCCCCACCACCCGACACCCCCCCCCCCCCCCCCACCACCCCUGCCCUGUCCUCGCACCCCCCCCCCCCCCCCACCCACACCCCUCAGAGGUGAACACUGUGUGAAGUCUAGUUGUCCCACUUAAACCCCCCCCCCCCUCCACCCUCCACCCUCUGAAGCACCCCUCUCAGCCUGUGCGCUCCUGCCCACAAACUCUUUCCACCUUUUCCAAUUGACUUCUCUUUUGUGUGUUUUUUUUCUUUUUUAAACCACACUUAAAAACACCCUCACAAUUUCAGUAGUGGCCCAGCGAGAGAGAGAGAGAGAGAGAGAGAGGGAGGGAGAGAGAGAGGGAGAGAGAGGAGGGUGAAACGUAGAAAAGUAGAAGGGGUUGCAGAAAGAUGUGGGGCAAAAAGUGCAUGGUUUACGAUGAGCUGUGUUACCGUGGUUACCGUCAGACUAGAGGGCAGUGUGUGUGUGUGCGUCCAAUGUAAAUAUAUAUAUAUAAAUACAGUAUAUAUAUGUAUAUCAUUAUGUGUGUGUAUAUAUGCAUCAUAUAUGCACAUAUAAUGUGUAUGUAUAUGAUUUUGUAGUUUAUUUCCAGCCCUAUCAAGUUUUGUUUUGCUUUUUUGUGCGGGAAGGGGAGUCGCUUCACAGUUUUUCUUUUUCAAUGUAAAUAUAAUUCCCAGUACCACACCUGAUCAUACCAAACCUGUCUUUAAUGGUGGCUGUGUUUGUUUAACGCCUCUAAUGGGGACCAGUCGCUCGGGGCCUGGUGCAUUAAAGCACCAUGGGUCUAUACGAAAAAAGUAUUUCAGAAAGAUGUUGUAAAUCUGACACUUUGAGACUUUCCGAAAGCGUGUUUCUCAGAAGAGCGCCUGGCGAGCUAUGGCUUAAACAAAGCAGGAACAAUUAGAAUCCGGUUUGUAGAACUUCUUUGAAUUUAAGUGUUUUAUUUUUGUUAUUAUUUCCAUACACUAUUGUGUACAUGUUCAUGCAUGCAUGUGUCCGUGUGCGUAUGUGUGUGUGUAUGUGUGCGUGCGUGUGACGGUAACCGGUACUGGUCCUACACACACACACCCUUUAACUAAAAAGUAUUGUUAUGAUGGAUGAUAGCUGUGAUUGUAAUGCUUUUCUUUUUUUUAAUUUACAUAACUGACCGACGUUUUAGGACAGGUGUCGGUUUUCCUUUUCCCGACAGCGUGGAAACGCCACUCUCCAGAGCCAACAGCCGCCGUUUAUCUUAUGAGUAAUCGUUUUCUAGUCGGGUACAACAAAAGUACAACAAAAAGUAGUGAAGCUGGUCGACUUGUAGGCUGCAGUCUGUGGAGUACUCCUGUAUUUUAGCAACGGUACUAUAAUGGCGCUGAAUAUCGGGCCUCAAAUCAUAGACACAGGGAUUUCCAAAUGUUCUAGUGGCCUUUCGGUCACCCACUGCUCAACAGGACUGGGUGACUCCCCGGAUUGCUCUAGAAAAGGGGCGGGACUUGUUGUCCAGGCCCACACACACGGGCCCUUUAAGAUACAAGAGCCAAUCAGGUCUCACAAGGGUCUGGGUUUCUUCCAACAUGUCGACCAUAGGAGGGGAAGGGGUGGAAGGGUUGGUAAAAAAAAAAAUGAAAAAAGCAAUGCUGUCUUUUUGCCGCGAUGUGUUAUGUACUUUUCAAUCAGUUUGAACAGCUUUAAGGCAAGAGGUUUAUCAUUCAUGAAGAUGUCGAAGUUGACUUCUGCUUCUUGUCAGGGCGAGAAAAGAGGGCGGAGAUUCAAACUGACAGCAAGGUGGACUUUUGUAUUUUCUUUCACGUGAAGGAUGGGCAACAAAAAAAACAACCAUUUUCCUUGACAACGUCUGAGCCUACACUCGAUUCCGAAACCACAAUAGUGCUACCACACGUGUGUAAAAAAAUGAAUUUAAAAAAAACAUAACAAAAAAAGAACACUUAUUUUGUGAUGAUCUGUAUUUAACAUGAAAUUAUCAUUUGUCUUUCAACAAGAACAUGCAAUGAACAGAAAGGUAUUUCUAAGAGGAAAAAAAACACUCGGUAGACCGAAAUGGACACCUGAUAGCUAGUUAUACUUAGACUUUAGUACCAAUGUAAAGAAUCAAGCACGUGAUGUAUUUACUGGGACAAGUGGUAUCUGAUGAUUAAUUUUUUUUAUAUGUAUAUUUUCUCUGCCAUUUCAUUUUUUGUUCGUUUUUUUGGUUUCCGUUGAAAGAUUUUGGAUGUUUUAUUUCCCAGAUUUCCCAGAUGGACAUUCAUUCGACCUGCCCGUUGGCUAUUUCCGGUGCCUGUACUUGCCAUGUGUGUGACUGCUGAGGAGAAUUUGUGCUUUAGAGAUUGGCCCCAAAUUGUGUCUCCAUUCUGCCUUACGAUAGCUCGAAGUGAAAAAAAAGAAAUCCCCAAAACCAAACCCCAACGCUUGCAUCGAGUACAGCAGAGUGUUAUUCCCAGCCACGAGAGCUUAGUUCUCGCAGGGGGUCAAAGGGGCAGAUGGGCCAAGAGUCCAAAGAACGAUCAUUUUCCUUCAGCAAGCACAUAACGCUGCCUAUACUAGUGAACACUAAACACCCAUGCUUCAAAUCACCACCACAUGCUUUGAAUGCUGUAUUAUCACUUUUUAAUAUUUAAAAUCUUGUACUACCAUCCGUGUCGCAGUACUUUGUUAGUGUUCAAUCAAGUAUCGGUGGAUCUCCCCCUGAAAUACUGUAAUUUUAUUUUAUUUUACCUUUUGGUUUUUAGGUUCAUUUAUAACUGUUUUUUUUUUACAAGAGAAUGCAUUAUGAGAUGGUAUGUUUUACUUUUUUUUUUUUAAGCCUGAGAACUUCCUAUUGUUGCCUAGGAUGUGUUUCCCAUCAGUGUUGAUGGGGUGAGGGAGGGCGGGACUAAUCCAUACGGAUAACAUAGAAUCGUUAGUUCCUCAUGUGUGCCAACGUUCGCCAUGGAGCUGUGAACGACCCAAGACACAAACAACUUGCUUUUUGUUCAUUUGUAUAAUCCAUUAUGUCAAAAGUGCCAGCUUUCCCAAUAUGUAUCAACAUCAUUUUUCUGCACCCAAUCAGAUGCUUGACGCAAAUAUAGAUUUGCCUAUCACCAAUGUUAGAAUUUUUCUCUUUGUGCAUCCUAAUGGUUCCACAGUACUAUUAUUAAUUUGAAAAGUGUUCUGCCAAGAAUGCAUACACACCACUGCGAUGCCAUUUGUUGGGAGUGAAUAAAGCCACCGUACACAGA